AUAUAGUUACUCCCCGAAGCUUUCCGGAAAUUUUCACUGAAUAACCUUUGCAGGUGACGGUCAAGGAGCAACCACAUAUCCUAAGGUAAUCAUGAAGGGAUACCUACUGUUAAUCGCUUGCCUAUUGGCCCUGGCACUGAUCCGCGUUGAGGGAAAAUCUAUGGUGAAACAGAAAGAGAAAUCGAGCGACAGGGAAAAGGAAAUAGAAGGAGACAGUGAAGAAAAGGAAGUAGCAGAUCCCUCUGAGUCUGGAAGUGGUUCGGGAAAAGGAAAGGACUGUUAUGGCCAGGGAUGUGGAGGAUACCCUUACCCACAGCACCCACAGUACCCACAGCAGCCUUAUCCCUAUCCUCAGCAACCCCAGCAGCCAUAUCCCCAACCUUACCCCCCUCAGCAGCCCUACCCGUACCCCGCACCAUAUCCAUCAAGCUCACCUUGUGGAACUCCCGGAUGUACGAAAUUUAAGAAAGGGAAGGAAGAAAGUUCGAAAGGAAAGAAAAUUAGCGACGAAAAGAAGCAUAAGGAAGCCAAGAAGAAGCACCAUUAAAUUGAAUCGCAGAAAUUCUUCGCAAUUUGAUAGUUUUUCUAGGAGAAAUAUCCUAAACUCACACGAUGAGUUCCUCAACGAAAUCGAACGUACAAAGGGGGCAUGUUCCGAACAUUUCCGUGUGUAGAUUUUCUAAAGAGCUGAAAAUAAAUGCUUAAAAUACUCUUGAUACUGCA
Molecule: messenger RNA, 723 nt
Organism: Stylophora pistillata
Lineage: Eukaryota; Metazoa; Cnidaria; Anthozoa; Scleractinia; Pocilloporidae
Source: RefSeq, a predicted model, not a curated record